Messenger RNA from Raphanus sativus (radish), 1296 nucleotides. RefSeq lists its product as uncharacterized. Bases 1 to 1296 code for a protein of 431 amino acids. NCBI's taxonomy places the organism in Eukaryota, Viridiplantae, Streptophyta, Magnoliopsida, Brassicales, Brassicaceae. The record is from RefSeq and is a predicted model, not a curated record. The transcript has a single exon.
AUGCAUCCGGCGAGAAGAAGUGAGCGACUCAAAGCUACCAGUGAUCCUCCGGUCAAAUCAUCGGCUGCUUUCAAAUCUACUCCGGUUGGUUCAUCGAGUUCCCGGAAAAACUCCCGAAAACGCUUCCGUCGCCGCACUCGAUGUACUCCACCGCCGGAGCCUUCUGAACCAGAUGCGGUAUCACUCUCUGAGGGGAACUCCUCUGACAGCGACGCUGAACCCGUCGAGAACCCUGAUCCCGUGCAUGCAAGUGAAGAAAACGAGCCGCCUCUCGAAUUGAUCCCCAAAGAAGCUCGAUACGCCGUGAGUCGGGAUGCGUUUCAAGCUAGGGCCAGGGUGAAUCCGGAGCGACUCAGGCCAUCUAAGCGACCGUUCAAUCCACUUUUCUCAUCAAAAGCUGCUAAUGAACGAUUUCAUGCUUUGCAAUUGAGGACGUUUCUUGAGCAACAGAGUAUGCCGCUUGACAAUGAGGAUCUUCAAGAUGUCAAGGAAGUGGUUGUCAGGUCCGGUCUGAUCUACACUCUCACUGAUGUUGAUUCGUUCUUACCUAGCUUGAUCCGUGAGUUCAUUGCCAAUCUUGUGGAUGCUAAGAAGCGAGAUGGUGGAGUUGCUGUGUAUGUUCGUGGAUCACUUGUUGAUUUCUCUCCAAGUUGGCUUGAGGAAAAUAUUGAUGAUGUGUGUAGCUUUCUCUCUGAGGGUCGUGUCUUAAGAUGGGAAGACAUGAGUUCCAAGUUUCUCACUAAGCUGAAUCAAGUUCUCUACAAGCUGGUCUGCACAAACUGGAUACCCACUACUAGCUACACUGCAAUGAACCCUGAGCGUCUAAGGUUUGUGUACAUGCUUCAUCACCACAAGAGAUUCAACUUCGGUAAACUGGUGUACAAUCAAAUCAUCUCGAUGGCUGAAGGCAUUAAGACAGAGAAGACUCGUCGCAUCAUCUUCCCAACACUGAUUCAGUGUGUCCUGCCUCCAGAUGGAGGUGAUGAUGACUACAUUGGUUUCCCGAAACCAGUGGUUAAAGACAUAAAGGCCGGAAGAGGCAAUGGAACUGGUUCACAUCCUCCAAAUCUUGAAAAAGAUAUUGCUCGUACUAUCGCAAGCUUGAAAGCUGUUCAUUUGCGUCUUAAGAGUAAGAUAUUAUGGGGGUUGUGGGUAGAUUAUGUGAAAGCUGUUCACUUGGUUUUCAUUUGUUUUUAUCCCAUGUGGCUCUCUGCAGGGGGAGAUUAUGGAGAUUGGCAAGCUGAAGGAAGUGCAGCUGCGGGUGAUCAUCAGGACAUGGAGGAAGACGAACACUAA